Laetiporus sulphureus 93-53 is the source of this 3242-nucleotide messenger RNA. RefSeq lists its product as uncharacterized. The transcript is spliced from 2 exons. The record is from RefSeq and is a predicted model, not a curated record. NCBI's taxonomy places the organism in Eukaryota, Fungi, Basidiomycota, Agaricomycetes, Polyporales, Laetiporaceae. The coding region runs from base 400 to 2946 and encodes 848 amino acids.
CAUGCACCGGUCGCAAACCUCAUGCAAGCCUGCGCGUACUAGUUUCGUUGUUCAAGCCUCCUGCUCCAAGUGGUCUUGUGUCUUGUGGUGUGGUCAAAUAAUCGAUGGUGGUACGUUAAACAGCAUGGACAAAAGCUGUAUAUGACCCAGGACUUUACACUACGAACUCCGCUCUUUCGAUGCGUCUUCCAUUCAUUUGACUCUUCAACGAAUUGUGUUCCUACCGCUUCCGGUAAUAUGCUGACUAAAGAAACCGGAGAGGAGGGCUCUCCUGGAACGUACUCUGCGCUGCACCAGGAAGACAGUCUCUCGAAAGAUCCUGCGCAUCAUACGCAUGAAAUCGCAUUGAUCGUUUUGACAUAGCAAUUUCCAGCCAGCGCAAUGCGCGCCUAGGUUGAAAUGCAUGGGAAACACUGGAAGAGCAUCGGAGAUCGAUGUGAACAACGUGCAGGCCAUGAGGCACGAGCGUCUCAGAUACUGACUGAGGACUCGUUGGAUCAGGCCACCGGGCAUAAUCACUUAGCAAUAGUAGACGCUGCGCUCUUGUUCUUCACAUCGAUCCGUACUAUGGGCUCGCGGUACGCUACGUUUGGUCAAUCACGACAUUUUACGGAGCACAAUACUCCAUCGCAUGGCAAUCCCAUCCCUUCCAGUUCGGAACUGCAACAGCAACUCAGGAAGGAGAUAGAGCAUCAGCUCAGGCCGCGCUUCGAGCAACAUCAGAAAGCAAAGGAGGAAGCUCUGGAGAACGGCGUGGGUCCUGAUGAGGCAGAGAGGGAGUUUCGCAGGAAUGUUACGCAGCUUCGUAGAGUUGCUGAUCAGCGUUUUGAGCAAGCGAUGGGGCAGUAUCGCCGAGGUGCCAGGCCAUCGCCGGGUCAACAGCUGGACGAGUCAUCCAUACAACGGCAGGACACGAUCUGGAGAGCCAUCACGAGGAGAAAUGAGGGAUUGCAAGAACCCGAUUUUCUGUAUAGGCGCACCGAGACCAUUGACGCUAUCGGCGGGCCAUCAAGAGCGGGGCCACCUGCUUGGCCCCCCAACAAUCUUUCACGAGAGGAGCCUCCUUCGAACGAACCGGCGUUUGGCGAUAGCUUUGCUAUGCCGGGUUCUUACGAAGAGGAACAAUCUCAGCGUACAGAAGGUAAUGCAUGGUCCGAAUUGGGGCGCUCUCCUUUCGGUCAUGGGCACUUGCGAUCUCGCACACCACUCAAUCUGGACGCAUGGCGAUCCGCAGGCGUGCAUGACAGCGGAACCGUGUUCCAGGGCUUGCAUCCGAAUGCCUCGCUUCCCAGCCGAUCGCGGCAUUCCAGCGAUAGCCAGCGACACGCUCCUCAACCCUUCGUCUCAGCUGUCCCAUCAGGUUCGCGCGACUAUGCGAACAAUGACCUGAGCGAGGUCCUCAGUGAUGCGAAUUUGCGGGAUUUGGCCCGCACUUUGAUGAACGGCGAUAUGAAUGUGCACGCUAAGGAAACUGCCAGGACUCCACAACUACCUCGACAAUUUCCUGCUCACCUGUAUCCUCACCUCGCAGAGCGAUCACAGUCUACUACGCCGAAACCAGGGGUGCCGCACCCGCUGAGGACGGGCAUACGUGCCGCAGAAGACGUUCAUCCGUCACGUCCGCCAAUCUUCGGAUCCCCCUUUACCGGCACGCUCGAGAAUGAGAAUCGCCCAGCCGUACAUGUCCCACACGCAGAAUAUUGGCUUCCGCCAUCCUCCUCCGACAUGCAACCCGUCGAUCCUAGCACUUUCACCAUUGACGACGACAGUCGGAGCAUACUAUCUCCAAUGAUCCCCUACGCAAACCUAGGCAAGGCUAGCAUGUCUGACGCGGGGACCCACCCCUUCCAACAUCCUACGCAAACCAGCUCUGACCGCAUGGCACAAGGGCAGUCGGGCCGCUCAUCGGCUCUAACGCCGGAGGGGAUUGAGAUGAUUAAUGCUGACGAGGGCGACAGCGAUUGGGAAGCUCCCGAGUUCACCGAGCUGGAUAAAGAGGAACUCGACAAGAUCAUUUCGGCGGACCUUCCUUCCAUCCUGGAGGGAGUGGAAGCAAUACACGAGAAAUAUGCAGCGCAGCCCGCCGCCCAGCCUCUGGAGCAACCGAAAGGGGUAACGGUGACGGAGGUGCCAGACGAAGCUGAGGUUGACCUUGUGGAGGAGCCACAGGAGGUGCAGAAGAAGCCGGCAAAGGUCGGCAAAGCGAAGCGUAAGGAAGAAGCGAAGCGCAGGGAGGAGGCGAGGCGCAAGGCAGAGGAAGCAAGACAGAAGGAGGACGAGGUCAGAAAGCAGAAGGAGCAGGAGGCUCAGGAGGAGCGGGAAGCCAGACGUCUCGAGGAAGAGAGGAAAAAAGCCGAAGAACAGCGUGCAUUCGAGGAAGAACACCGUCUCAAGGAACCGGAGGCACGCUUUGCCAGGGAACAGGCAGAGCUUCGUCGGCAGGCAGAGACACGGCAAAGGAAAGAUAGUUGGGCUAGGACGCCAGCAGCAGCAAGCAAGCAAGAUGCGAUCAAAAACGAAUCCAAGGACCUUGCGAAAAAAGCUACAGAUGGUAAGUGGACGGGGAACGAGUUACGCAAGAAAGAGGAAGAGUUGCGCAAGACGGCAGAAUUGCUGUCACUCCAGGAGGAGGAGCAGAAAAGGAGGGAACAAGAGCUAGCAAUGCGAGAGCAGGAAAUGGAGAGUAGGCAUGUGGACGAGGACAGAAGGAGGAUGCCAGGCGCACUUCGCAACAGAGAAGUCGAGUUGCGCGCGAGAGAGCGGGAGAUCCAACGACAGGGAGAAGAGAACAGAAAGAACGCGGAGAAGAUCUGUAAGAAAGACAUAGAACUAACGCAUAGGGAGGAAGCGUUGAACCGCAUGGCCCAAGAAAUGUUUGCAAGAUUGGAGUCGUAUCGUGAGGAAAUGCGUAGGGAGUGGCUUAGUAUGGGUGGCGAACUUUCUUGAUAUAUACUGUUUGCAACAUCUGCUCCUUUUCAUAUUAUCUUCGCUCUGUAUCGUGCUCUUGCUGGCCUUGCUUGCACCGCUGAGUCAACGUUUCUUAGACCCUUGAUGUGUUCAAUUCCUGUAUUGGUCUGGGUUAUCGUUUUCAUGUCGUUGAGUUUGGAUUCACGCUGUGAUGCGCUGCUUUCGUGUCACUGAGUAUGCACGACACUAUAUGCAAAGCAUUUCUUGUCGUUGUCGCGAGAGAUCUUGGUCUGCAAAGACUAGAAGGCUCACACGAGAGUAUUUAUGAUCUGAUU